AUGAUAGCAGAUGAAUCGUGUGCUUGUGCUUACAUACCAAUCCUUGUGAGAAAAAACCAUAAAAAAACAAUGCAACGCUCAGAGAACUACCACGCCUACAUAUCAAAAGUUCACAGGUCACACAGUGUUCUCCCUGGUGUUCCUCGCUACCCCAAUGCUCACCUGGCCUUCAACAAUGGCCACCACAACCCACACUCUAAUGAGAGGGUUGAGACGGUAGAGCAUGAUGAGACUGAGGAUUAUGAAGUCAUGCACCAAGAAAGAGUGGAAGUUGAAAGGACUCAGGGCAACCCCGGGAAGAACAAGGGUCGUUUUGAAUUGCACAAGUGGAAGACCUACAGGCCUUAA
This is a messenger RNA of Sphenostylis stenocarpa, 348 nucleotides long. Lineage: Eukaryota; Viridiplantae; Streptophyta; Magnoliopsida; Fabales; Fabaceae. The record is from the annotation of a GenBank genome assembly.